AUUUUUCAGAGCGUUCCCCUGUGAUGCCUUGUGUGUCUGUGUGUGUUUGUUAAUGUGUGCAAGGAUUCUGAGAGUGUGUCUUAAUUCCAUCUCUGCUAACACCUCACUCCAUCCCUCGUCCCUAAUCCAGCCAGACUAUUAAAAGGUGCUGCACCUCCUCGGGGGGCUCCAGACAACAUCUUAUUUCCUCAGGAUACAGCCGUCCAUCCGUAUUUUUCCUCCUAAUUUCCACCUCCACUGCACCAAAAGACAUCCCAGCUGUGCUUUGCUCUGAGAGGCACAGGCUCUUUUGCCCAGGUCUCUGAGAGAAGAAAAGACAUCAUCAACAGACACAGCCAUGAAUGGCACAGAAGGACCCAACUUUUAUGUACCCAUGUCUAAUAAGACUGGGUUGGUGCGCAGCCCAUUUGAGCACCCUCAGUACUACCUAGCCGAGCCGUGGAAGUACUCUCUUCUGGCUGCAUACAUGCUGUUCCUCAUCAUCACUGCCUUCCCCAUUAACUUCCUCACCCUUCAUGUCACUGUCAAGCACAAAAAGCUGAGAACCCCGCUCAACUACGUCCUGCUCAACCUGGCGGUGGCCGACCUCUUGAUGAUAAUUGGAGGAUUCACGGUGACCCUGUACACGGCUCUGCACGGAUACUUCAUCCUCGGUGUCAGUGGCUGCAACAUUGAGGGAUUCUUUGCCACCUUAGGAGGGGAGAUUGGCCUCUGGUCUCUGGUAGUUUUGGCAGUUGAGCGCUAUGUUGUGGUCUGUAAGCCAAUGACAAACUUUCGCUUUGAGGAGAAACACGCCAUUGCUGGACUGGGGUUCUCCUGGGUCAUGGCCCUGACCUGUGCUGCUCCACCUCUGUUUGGAUGGUCGCGGUACAUCCCAGAGGGCAUGCAGUGUUCCUGUGGGAUUGACUACUACACGCCGAAGCCCGAGAUCAACAACACCUCAUUCGUCAUCUAUAUGUUCGUCCUCCACUUCUGCAUCCCCCUCUUCAUCAUUUUCUUCUGCUACAGUCGCCUGCUCUGCACUGUGCGAGCGGCUGCAGCUCAGCAGCAGGAGUCAGAGACCACCCAAAGAGCAGAGAAGGAGGUGACACGCAUGGUCAUAGUGAUGGUGAUCUCCUUCCUGGUGUGCUGGGUGCCCUACGCAACUGUGGCUUGGUACAUCUUUGCCAACCAGGGAAUUGAGUUUGGACCAGUAUUCAUGACAGCACCAGCCUUUUUUGCCAAAAGUGCUGCUCUGUAUAAUCCAGUCAUCUACAUUCUGCUAAACAGACAGUUCAGAAACUGCAUGAUCACCACCGUGUGCUGUGGAAAGAACCCAUUUGGUGACGAUGAGGCAGCCGCCGCAGUCUCCAAAACCCAGACUUCAUCCGUCUCCUCCAGCCAGGUGGCCCCCGCUUGACCCCUCACUUCCUCUUCUAUCUGCUCCAUCUGUUGCCGCUCACCAUGGGACCCAUCACCACCGAGCAGCGAUACGUUCCAUUGGCCGGUUCCUCCGGACUCACCUCCUCACUCUUCCUCACUGCAGUUGGCUCUUAGGCUGCAACUUCAGCGGGACAGACUGGAUCAAAGGCCAGCAUGUGCACUUUAAGCCUGUUUAAUUAUGAAAAGCGUUCAGCGGCCCUGGCUGAUUUUU
Cyprinodon variegatus (sheepshead minnow) is the source of this 1633-nucleotide messenger RNA. Its product is annotated as rhodopsin. Lineage: Eukaryota; Metazoa; Chordata; Actinopteri; Cyprinodontiformes; Cyprinodontidae. Gene Ontology annotation, cellular component: photoreceptor outer segment; membrane. Gene Ontology annotation, biological process: G protein-coupled receptor signaling pathway; visual perception; phototransduction. Gene Ontology annotation, molecular function: G protein-coupled receptor activity. The transcript has 5 exons. Bases 338 to 1399 code for a protein of 353 amino acids. The record is from RefSeq and is a predicted model, not a curated record.